Messenger RNA from Xiphias gladius (swordfish), 2372 nucleotides. RefSeq names its product B2 bradykinin receptor. Gene Ontology annotation, cellular component: membrane. The transcript has 2 exons. The record is from RefSeq and is a predicted model, not a curated record. Gene Ontology annotation, molecular function: bradykinin receptor activity. Gene Ontology annotation, biological process: neutrophil chemotaxis; G protein-coupled receptor signaling pathway; immune response. Bases 77 to 1156 code for a protein of 359 amino acids. Lineage: Eukaryota; Metazoa; Chordata; Actinopteri; Istiophoriformes; Xiphiidae.
CAUGACGACAAUCUGCAGGGUCUGAACAUGAGGCAAAUCUGGAUGGAUAGGGCAGAGCCACGGCAAUAAGUUUCCAAUGGUUGUAAAUGCAUCAGACUGGUUUGCCCUGACUGCGGGCCCAGAGCUGGAGCCCUGCCAUAACUACACUGAAGCUUGGCUGUGGCUGUCCUCCCUGCAGCCGGCCUACCUGGGUUUGAUCAGUUUCAUAGGGUUGUUGGGGAACAGCCUGGUUCUCAGCGUGUUCUGCCUGCAGAGGAAGGCCUGCACUGUGGCCGAUGUCUACCUGGGGAACCUGGCAGCUGCUGACAUGAUCAUGAUGUCCUGCCUCCCUUUCUGGGCUGUCAACAUCGCCCAAGGUUUCCAGUGGGAUUUUGGAGAGGUCCUUUGUAAGCUAGUCAACGUGGCCAUCUCUAUGAACUACAUCUGCAGUGUUCUGUUCCUCAUGCUGGUCAGUGUGGACCGCUACCUUGCGCUGGUGAAGCCCAUGAACCCCAGCCGUCUGAGGAGAGCCGCCUGGGCCAAGCGUAUCUGCGUGGGGAUCUGGAGCCUGGGCUUUUUCUUCAGUCUACCCAUCCUGCUCUACCGCACAGUGUCAUACAUAGAGAAUCCCGGUGUGCAUGCCUGCAUUCUGGCAUACCCGCACCCAGCAUGGCAGUUGCACCACAACAUCACCGGGAACGUGCUGGGCUUUCUAAUCCCUGUUCUGGUAUCGGCUUACUGCACUCGUCACAUUGUUGUUGCGUUGAACGACCGGGGAGCCAGAAGAUUCCCAGGGGUGAGGGCAGAGAGGAAGGCCACCUACCUGGUCCUGACCGUGCUGGCUGUCUUCCUCUUCUGCUGGACACCACACCAAGUGAUGCGGUUUCUUGACACUCUGGAUUACUUCCAGGUCACGCCUGGAUGCUUCUGGGGUCAUGUCCUGGACAUCGGCAUACAGCUGUCCACAUAUCUGGCGUACAGCAACAGUGCUGUUAACCCCUUCCUGUUUGUCAUUGUGGGGAAGCACUUUAGGAGAAAGGCCAAGGACGUGUUUGGAAAAACUUUGAAACCCUUGUCAAAAGACACGACCUAUGUGAGUGUCAGCUUCACUUCGGUGAAUAGACUCAAUGAAACACAGCGUAUAAGUAUUGAAAAACUUGAAAAAUUUGGACCAUAACAACUAUAUGAUGACCAGUGGCUGCAGGGACCUCUUCGGUAGUUACACACUAAACUGUGAUUAAAACGUGAAUGCACUGAAAAUGUUAAUUUUGAAAUAACACUGUACUAUUAACACUUGAUUAGAGUUGUUUAAUAGUAUUUUCCUGCUGUGCAUAUUAAGUUGAUAUUGUGAAAUUGUUUACAAACAGUCGCUUAUUUUUACAUCCGGCAGACACAGAGAAACAUUAGCCUUCAUUCAUUCCAAAAACUUGGAAAAAGAAGUGUGUAUCUGUGAUCUGAUGGCCAGCAGGCACCGCAGGACCUCAGUUGGUAAUCCAACAACGUGCGGAGAUGCGCAUGCAGCCGAAGUCCAACGUUCACUCUUCUUUGAGCUGUUGAGGUCUCCACUAACUCCUGAGAAAAAUAUCUGGUUCUUUAGCUGCUAAAUGCUCCACUAUGGUCACCACUUAGUCUCUAACUUUGUCUGCUGUUUAAUUCGGCGCAGGUAGAGUACAGUGGGCUUAUCAGAGCUAUCUUGCUGAAAACAACUAACUGCGGGAAAUUCGGCUGAUGAGAGCUGAGUCUGCAUGUUAAUAAAAUCAGAACAAAUAGCUAAAGGAACCUGAAAAGGUCUGUGGAACAGAGUGGAGCUGCAGAGUUGGUGAUGAUUCUCUGUGGUUUGCUUGAGGGUGAAGGAUUUCCUGUAUUUUUAGAUUUAAAAAAAUGCUGAUUUGUGCAGCUUUAAGUAAAGCGUCUGAGCCAACAAGGCAUGCAUUGAUCUGGAAUGUUCAAGAUGAUUCUUGUUGAGUUUUUAAUCCAGAUUACUGGAGGCCCUAUGCCCCAGUAAUGCCAAGGGAUUUAUUAGAACAAAUAGUCCACUUGGCUCUGUGUCUGUGCCCUCUUUCCCGCUCCCUUGUCUUAUUACCUUUGUCAUUAUUUUGUUGAUGUGAUGAAAAAUGUUAUUACCUUCAAAAGACUCAUUUCCAGUGGAAAAUCUUGAAGAUUUAUGAUGUAAUUGAUGCUAAAUAACUGCUGUCGAGCUCUGAAGAUGAAUCCCAAUGUGAUCUAUGAAACCUUCCAUUGUCUCUGAGCUUCUUCUGUCUAUCACUAAGUCCAUCAUUAUGAAGCCAAACUAUUCAUAACCUGCACUAUCAAGAGAACUUCUUGCGGUGCGAUUAAACUGAAGAAAGGUCACAUUGUUCUUUAAAGAAAGUUGUGGUGCUUAUAAGAGUAGU